AUGUUUCGCACGGCCACCUCCGUUUGCACUAGAAGAGAAGAAAGACGAGAAUCUAUCGAGCUUGCUAGGAAAAUUGCGGUCAGUAACGGCUACACACCUAUGCGGUCUAUCACAAAAAGAGCACAAACCCGAAAUAAAUCUGGUAUGGAGAAAGUACCCUUUUGUGUACCAUUUAUUUCCGAUGAGGUUAGCGCUGCUAUUCGGCGGUGUCUGAGGAAAGCUAAACUUGAAGAAUCUGUCACCAUCGUGGAGCUCCCCCCUAGUAACCUUAAGCAAAUACUCAUUCGUAAUCGCCUAUAUGAUCGUAUUUGCACGACACCGGAGUGUAAAAUAUGCCCGGAUAACAACGAGGGUGAUUGCAUGAGUUCAUGUGUUGUUUAUAUGAUUUGCUGUGUACAGUGUGGUGACGAAUACAUAGGAGAAACAGCUAGACCACUAUGUAUUCGAAUCAAAGAACACCUGGACGGCAAAAGGAAAUCAUGUGACUCCACUGCAUUGGGUGGUCACAGGGUGCGGCGUCAUAACGGAGAAGAUUUUGAAGUUAAGAUCACGAUUUUGGCGCGCGAACCUAGCAUUGCGGCGCGCAAGGCUCUGGAGGCUUUUUGGAUCCACUCCAAGAGUCCAAAAAUGAAUCGCAAAGAGGAAUGCCUCUCCAUUACGCGGGAACUCGCGCCUUAUUUAAGGCUGAUAUUUGAUUGCGCUAGUCACCUCACAUCAGGUAUCUAG
Molecule: messenger RNA, 726 nt
Organism: Necator americanus (New World hookworm)
Lineage: Eukaryota; Metazoa; Nematoda; Chromadorea; Rhabditida; Ancylostomatidae
Exons: 1
Coding region: 1-726 (241 amino acids)
Source: RefSeq, a predicted model, not a curated record